AUGUCCUGGCGUGAAACAGCACCCAGCCGCUAUGAGCGCCCUUUCGAUACCAUCGAGCGUUUGCACCGCAACAUGGCGAAUUCCGGUGCUCAUCUGGACAAACAGCACUCGCUUGUCUCGAGCGCUGUUCAACUCACGCAACCUCCUUCUGCAAUGAAUCUGCGACACGCGUGGAAAGCCCUUCGUCAUCGGCAUCCACAGAUCGCAGCAUGCCCAGAUGACAACGGGGCCAACUUCACCACUUGGACACCGUCCUCCUGCCCUCCGACCAAUUCCUUCCUGCUGUACUAUCUUCCCCAUUCCCGGGAACUCCUGUUCCGCUCGCCACAUUGGCGAACAGACGGGAGAGGCAUGCUCCUCCAACACGACUUCUUCACCAUUCUGGCCACGGGUCCAGAAUCAGAUCCAACCCCCCUGUGUGAUGGAUCCGAGACCUCCCGACUGCCCGCGCCCCUCGACGACGCCGCCGGUCUCUCCCAGACCAUCACACCCGCCAUAGACGAUGCAUCCUCUGCAGCGCUCUCUUCGCUAUUCUCCGGCCCAACCCCCGCCUCCAUCCGGGCCCCUCCACCCACCAGCACCACCAGCACCACGCCUCAGACAUCCCGGCGUUUCACCCUCCAACUCCCCCCAGACCUCAGCACAGCAAUCAUCCUCGCCAGGAAAGCCCGCAAGCAAACCGCCACAACAACCGCACACGCCGCACUCCUUACGACCUUGCGCAAACACGCCCCCAUCUCCGGCCGCUUCAUCUGUUUCACGCCCUUCGAUCUGCGCACCCAUCUCCCAUCUCCCAGCCCCAUGGAACAGCGCCCCUGGGGCCUCUGCCAUCCACCAUACCGGAAAACCAUGCAGUGUUGA
Molecule: messenger RNA, 861 nt
Organism: Aspergillus affinis
Lineage: Eukaryota; Fungi; Ascomycota; Eurotiomycetes; Eurotiales; Aspergillaceae
Exons: 2
Coding region: 1-861 (286 amino acids)
Source: RefSeq, a predicted model, not a curated record